AUGUUGGCAACACCAGUAGCACCAGCCGUUGAUAAAGGCGGAAGCAGUCGAUAUAUGCCUACUAUCCCAAUGCUGGCCAUCUGUUGUUUGGGUUUAUUACUACUCAUGGUAGCGGCGACAAUCAUUCUUGCUCUUAUUCCAGUCUAUGUACCAAAUAAAACUAUAGAUAAUUUAGUCACCACUUCAAUAAGAUACUUUACAUUGAAUCCAUUGUCAACUAUUACAGAGUAUGGCAUAACAACAGCAGGGACAUGCACUACGAUUAGCAAUUCGUUGGAAAGUAAAGUCGGUAUUCCACUAGGAUCACUGAUCCCAAUAUCGUGUACAUUUGCUUUACAAUCAUCGGGUAGACGUCGACGAUCUUGGUAUGUUCAUAGUCGUUUGCGUCGCCAGAGUGGAAGUGCGAAGCUAUUUAUGAAAGCAAUAAUUAAUUACUAUCGAUGUCCACGGUGUCGUGCACAAGCAUACAUUAACCAAUGGAUUAACCUGGAAUUCCCAUCAACAUUCGCCUACAAUGGGACCCAAUCCAUAAAGUUCAUAGUAUCCAGUAUCACUUCUACUGCUUUUACUGGUGUGUGGCCUACCGGAAUAAUUAUUGCAUAG
Messenger RNA from Rotaria socialis, 603 nucleotides. Lineage: Eukaryota; Metazoa; Rotifera; Eurotatoria; Philodinida; Philodinidae. The record is from the annotation of a GenBank genome assembly.